CAUCUCUGCCAUUGGAAGCUACGGAAAUGGCGCGGCGCGCGUUGAUGACGCAGUUUCCUGGGAUGCCCUCGUCGCAUACAGCUCUGUAUUACCUGUUGGCUGCUGGUUGGUUCCAUUUUAUAAAAACCUCCCGGUAGUUGUGAAGAUGGCGUCCAGCGCGUUGAUUAAGGUUAAGAUCCACCGAAAUUUACCCGCAAAGAUCAAAAGUGAGGAGGCGACUGCUGCCCCCAGCAACGGAGAUGCGGAGAGUAACAAGGAGCCUCAAGUGUCAGGAGCCACAGAGCAACCCAAUCAAAAUGACAAGCGAAAGGAGAAAGGAAUGAAGAAAACUGUGAACCGCUUUGAGCCGUAUCACUCUCAGAGACGCUUCCGAGCUUUCAUCUCUAACAUUUCAUUUGAUGUGAAGUGGCAAGCACUUAAAGACUUAAUUAAAGAGAAAGUGGGUGAGGUAACAUACGUGGAACUCUUAUUGGACGAUGAAGGAAAGUCAAGGGGAUGCGCUGUUGUGGAGUUUAAGCUUGAGGAAAGCAUGAAGAAAGCAGUGCAACUUCUCAACAAGCAUGCUCUCAAUGGAAGACCAUUAAAAAUUAAAGAGGAUCCUGAUGGAGAGCAUGUUAGAAGAGCUACACAAAGCCUCUUUAGGCCAGGAGCUAUGAACAUGGGGACACCAGACCAUAUAGGUCUUGGAAUGUCAGGUCCUCUGGGAAUGCCUAGAACAAUAGGCAUGAAUAAUCCUGGGCCUCUUGGGAUGGCUUGUCCAGUGCCAGCUGGAUCUAACUUAAAUAUACCACCAAGCAUUCUUAACAACCCGAACAUCCCUGGUGAUGUCAUCCUUGCCUUGCAGUCUGGAAGACUUGGGAGCACAGUGUUUGUAGCCAAUCUUGACUACAGUGUGGGGUGGAAGAAGCUGAAGGAAGUGUUUGGCAUUGCUGGCACAGUAGUGCGGGCUGAUAUUCUGGAAGACAAGAACGGAAAGAGCAGAGGGAUUGCCACGGUCACCUAUGAACAGCCUAUUGAAGCAGUACAAGCAAUAUCAAUGUUUAAUGGACAGUUACUGUUUGAUAGACCUAUGAUGGUGAAAAUGGAUGACAAAGCAAUGCCUAAAGGAGACCUGUUUGCAGAUCGACCUCCGCAGCUUCCACGUGGCCUUGGUGGCAUUGGAAUGGGCCUUGGACCUGGUGGUCAGCCCAUAGAUAUGAACAAUAUCAGAGGUUCAAGCAUGGGGGGACCUGGAGGAAUGGGAAUGGACACUGCAGGUUUUGGAAUGCACAAGAUGAAUUUUGAUGGUCCGUCUGUUGGAAGCAACCAUAUUAGCAGAUUUGGAAUGGGUCUGGGUAGAUUAAGUGGAGAAAUUGAUCAUGGAUUGAGUGGAGACCGAAUUGAGUUGAAUUCUCUGUCCAGAAGUUAUGGUGAUUCUUUUGAUAGAGGGUUAGGGUCUGGAGCAAGCAGCCUCAUUGGCAACAUGGACAGAAUGAGCUCUAGCAUUGGUCAAGGAAUAGACAGAGUUGGACCAGAAGUUGAUAGAAUGGGGAUGGUCAUGGAUCGUCUUAGUUCUAGUGCAGUCAGACUUGCAUCUGGCAUUAGUUCGCCAAUGGGCAUGGACUAUUCCGCCAGCCUUGAUCGAAUUGUUGCCUCUAAUCUAGAUAGGAUGAGCACUGGUAUGGGUUAUGGUGUGGACCGGUUGGGCUCUUCAGUUGACAGGACUAGCUCCAGCCUAGAACGAAUGGGAUCAAGCUUGGACCGAAUUGGCUCUGGUGUUGAUAGAGUUGAUGUUGCCAUUGAUCAUUUAGGAUCUUCAUCAUUUGGAUCGAGUUUGGAUCGUAUGGGCCCUAUAAUAGACAGACUGCCAUCUGUGGGCAUCCUUGGCAGCAACUCCAUAGCUAGAACGGGACUAGACCAUAUUGGCUCAAAUGCCUUCGAUAGAAUGGGUACGAUCCUUGGGAUGGGGUCCAGUAUGGGACAAGGUAUAGGGUCAAGUUUUGACAGGCCAAUGGACAUCGACCAAAGCAAUUUUGCGGGCUCUCCUGGAGGAAUUGGUGCAGCUCGACUAAAUACCCUGCCGCGUAAGGGAUGCCAAAUUUUUGUUCGAAAUCUGUCUUUUGAUUGUACCUGGAAAAUGCUGAAAGACCAGUUUAGUGAUUUUGGGCAUGUGGUGUUCGCAGAUAUUAAAAUGGAGAAUGGAAAGUCUAAGGGCUGUGGCGUAGUGAAGUAUGAUAGUCCAGAAGCUGCUCAGCUCGCCUGCCAUGUGAUGAAUGGGGCAAAGUUUGGAACGAGAGAAAUUGAUGUCCGAAUGGACAGAAAUGCUUAGGCUCUAUUAGUAGGCUUAACCUCACCAUAUUUGUUAACUGUUUUUUGUUUUUAUUUCUUUUUCUUCCUAUUGUUGGAUAUAGGAAUUGGAGGUGUAGCGGCAGAAAUUGAGCGCCUGCCACUUUUAAUUAAAUUUUUGCAGGUAAUGGGAUGCAUUUUACUGUGACAGAUUGUACACAUAAUUUUGUAGUUGUGACUUUUUUGACAUCUUUAAGGGAACAAAGUGAUGUAUGCAGUAAUAAAGCAGUGGGAGUUACAA
Messenger RNA from Pseudophryne corroboree (corroboree frog), 2566 nucleotides. RefSeq names its product heterogeneous nuclear ribonucleoprotein M (gene HNRNPM). Bases 146 to 2308 code for a protein of 720 amino acids. Gene Ontology annotation, cellular component: nucleus; cytoplasm; ribonucleoprotein complex. Gene Ontology annotation, molecular function: mRNA binding. The transcript has 16 exons. Lineage: Eukaryota; Metazoa; Chordata; Amphibia; Anura; Myobatrachidae. The record is from RefSeq and is a predicted model, not a curated record.